This is a messenger RNA of Cuscuta epithymum, 3252 nucleotides long. NCBI's taxonomy places the organism in Eukaryota, Viridiplantae, Streptophyta, Magnoliopsida, Solanales, Convolvulaceae. The record is from the annotation of a GenBank genome assembly.
CGGGGGAAGCUUAUAUAAUAGCAAUAAAACUGGGAAUUCGCUUAUUGCAUCCCCAAUAAUUAUGGAAACCUAAGCGACUGUAUCUCCCACAACUCUGUAAAUCGGCAUUCCAAACAACUAGGAACAAUAUAUGUUCAUGAUCAAAAUCCAAUCUUUCAAAUGUUCUGAAGAAUUAUCACGUAUUCAUUCUCUGGUCGUGAGUAGGACUGUAGGAGUAGUAGCAGUGGUCGAUAUUCAUCAAGCGUUGCUACUUGGGAGAAUGGAAUCUCACCCAAGUGCUCCCACAACAGAUGAUCCAUAAGUUGUUCUUAACGUUGCCAGAAUGCACGGGUGCUGUUUGAGAGAAUGUCACGAAGACAGGGUGGUUUGUAGUAGGCCCCACGGUGAUGAAAGUAUGAAAUUGAUAGGAGUCGUGUUGUAUCCAGGAGAGUAGGCGUAGAGACAAGUCGAUCCGCGCUAGCGGCAAGGCAUGUUAAUUUGUUGCAAACUUGCAACUACUGGGAAGUGAGAACCUGAGAGUAUUGAUUUUCUUGAGUACGUGGUGGGGCCGCAGUGGUGACAGCCCCCUCAGUUUGGGUUGUACAUAGUCCUCCGUAGUUAUUUAGUCAAGUCUAUCAUUGAUUCAUUGUAUAUUUGCAGACGUCUCUUUACACGUCAAUAACAAUAAAAAGGAGCAUAUAGGUGGGUGGAAAAAGAAGAAAGUUAAAACCCCUCUGAGGGCCCUCAGCACCCACCGACUGAAGGUGGACGGUUAUAUGGUGAUUGGGGUAUUCACUAUUCAGUACUGCAGGCAGGAAGCAGGCCCACUGCAGGUACACACCAAAAGACUGGAUCUUUAGCACUCUUGAGUCUUUUUAUUUUAAACUUAAUUUGUAUCGUGCUUGCAUACAUUCACUUCAAUCAUUACUUCCUGGAUUUCUUUAUUCAAAGAUCAAAUCUUUUUUCUCAUUGACCACGGAUACAAAAUAUAUACUUGUUGUACCCCUCGGGUUUUUGCAUGUAUUUGAAGAGGGAAAUUGAGAAACCCCACCUUAUAUACUUUUAUUAUUUAUUUAUUUUAAAAGUUAGGUUCGGCUUUAAAGUGGUGUUUGCCUUUGCAGCAUCACGUGCUUUUCUUUUCAGAUUCAUGGGCUGAUAAAAUUAUUACUAUAAUUCGUAGUAUAGCUCAAGAGGUUGAAUAGUAUGUCCCAUGUGCAAUUUCUUGGUGUAAAUGCCCAAUCGAGCACACACAAAAAAGAGUGUAGGAGUAAUGGCAAGGGGGUAUGAAGAUGAAGAGGUAUUUGGAGAGAGCCUAAGGGAAAAGCUUGGUGCUACAGCUAGAGAUAUUGAAUGGACCUAUGCAAUUUUUUGGUCCAUUUCUUCUUCCCAAACAGGGGUUCUGGAAUGGGGAGAUGGGUACUACAAUGGAGAUAUAAAGACCAGGAAAACGGUGCAGGCUACAGAAAUCAGUGCUGAUCAGUUGGGAUUACAGAGGACUGAUCAAUUGAGGGAGCUUUAUGAGUCUCUGUUAGCGGGUGAAGCCAAGCCACAACCAAAGAUGCACUCUGUUGCAUUGUCACCGGAAGAUCUCACUGAUACGGAGUGGUAUUUUUUGGUUUGCAUGUCAUUCAUAUUCAACAUAGGCCAAGGGUUGCCUGGGAGGGCACUUGAGAAGAAGCAAAGUAUUUGGCUAUGCAAUGCAGAUCAAGCAGACAGCAGAAUCUUUACCAGAUCAUUGCUUGCAAAGAGUGCAUCUGUUCAGACUGUUGUAUGCUUUCCACACUUGGGAGGUGUAAUUGAGCUGGGAACUACUGACUUUGUUCAAGAGGAUCUUGGCCUCAUCCAUCACAUUAGAACUUCGUGCCUGGACGGUCCUCACAUUAUCAUUUCCAAAGUUCCACCUAAUAUGAAUCCUUUUUCUCCUCCUCCGGAAUGUGUCGACAACAAUGAUAUAGGUUUGCCUUACAAGCAUUCCAAUGAUUCAUGUAUGGUUGAAGACAUCAACAGGGAAGCAUCACAGCUACAAAAUUGGAUGUUUGCAGAUGAUGAAGACGAUGUUAGCAAUUGCAUCGAUAAUCAUUCUGGGAACUCAAGCGAUUGUAUCUCCCAGAACUAUAUAAAUCGGCAUUCCGAACAACAACAACAAGGAAUAAUCGAUGUUCAUUAUCAAUCUGUUCUUUCGAAUGUGCUGCAAAAUUCUCACCAAUUCAUUCUCGGACCGAGCUCCCGGAGUAGUAGUGUUUGUGAUAGAUACUCAUCAAGCUUUGUUAGUUGGAAGAAGACAAACUCAACUAAAGGCAUAAGCGCUCCACCAGGACCACCACAAAGGAUCUUGAAGAAGGUUCUUCUUGAUGUUGCCAGAAUGCACGGAUGCUCCCUUAGAGAAUGUCACAGAGAGAAUGAGGUUAUUAGUGGGCCCCGAGCUGAUUUAACUGGUAGGAGCCGUGCUGCGUUGGAGAGCAGGCGUAGAGAAAAGUUGAACGAGAGAUUCAUGAUUCUUGCAUCUUUGAUCCCUGCUACUUGCAAGGGUGACAAGAUAUCUAUACUUGAUGAGACAAUUGGAUAUCUGAAAGAACUUGAAAGAAGAUGUAGAGAGGUUGAAUCUCAUAAGGACUCAAGAACAAGAGGAGUAUCUGAUGAUGGUGAUGAUGACAAUGACGAUGAUAUGGAUAAAGGCAACUCAUUGUCACAGAAGGGGAAGAACGAGGAUGAUAUGGAAGAAUGCCCACACGACAACAACAAGGGUUUCGCCAAGAAUGGUUUAGCUCAUGGUGUUAACAUUAGUGUAAAUGAAGACAAUGUCAUGAUCGAGAUGAGGUGUGUUUGGAGUGAGGGAAUUCUGAUUAAAAUAGUCGAGGCAUUGAACCAUAUGCAUUUGGUUUGCCGUGAAAUACAAUCCUCCAAUACUGAUGGGAUUCUUUUCGUGACUAUCAAAGCCAAGAUAGAGGAGUUGAAAGCCGCAUCAACAGGUGUGAUUACACAGACACUAUUGGGACUAACCUGAUCACUUUUGUUCCGUUGCAUAAUGUCUAGAAUGCCUUCCCUUAAACUUCUGUUUGUACUGAAUGAUGUAUAUGCCAACUUAACCAUCUAUUAUUCUUAGUGAGUGAAUUGUUUUUGUUUUUGCAACUUCGGUUGUAACUUGUGAGAGCCUCUUCUGGAAAAAAAUUGUAUAAUAAAAUAAUAACUUUAAAGAAAAAUUACUUUAAAUAAUAUCAACGAUUCGUUGAUGAACCAAUAAUAAAUGAAAUAAUUACAUAAAUAUGACUAAAA